Molecule: messenger RNA, 3021 nt
Organism: Cucurbita pepo subsp. pepo (vegetable marrow)
Lineage: Eukaryota; Viridiplantae; Streptophyta; Magnoliopsida; Cucurbitales; Cucurbitaceae
Product: protein fluG
Molecular function (GO): hydrolase activity; glutamine synthetase activity
Source: RefSeq, a predicted model, not a curated record
AAUUGCGACCGUUUGAUUAAAUUAUAGAUUUCUUUUAAUAUUUACGAGAAUUUUAUCGGUUAAUAUUCUAUGAAUUUCAACGACAAGAUUCAACCCGGCAAUGAACGACAAGAUCCGUUGAUGACUCCACCGUUCGCGGUUCGAGGCAUUGACUGGUGAUUCACUUCGGGAUUUUGUAGAUAGAAAAGAGUUCGUCGGCAAACGUUAAGUCGUUGACCGACAAGGUGAAGAGCUCUGCCUCCGGGAAUGAUGGAUUUCACUGUUCUGAAGAAAGCAGUCGAUGAAGCUGUGCUGGUUGACGCUCACGCCCACAAUCUGAUAGCCGCCGAUUCCACUGUCCCUUUCAUCAGAUGUUUCUCCGAAGCUCACGGCGACGCAUCGGCUUUUGCUCCUCAUUCCCUCUCCUUCAAGAGGAGUUUGAGGGAUAUCAUUGAACUUUAUGAUUGUAAACCAUCCUUGCUUGGGGUCGAGGAUUACCGCAAAUCCUCGGGACUAGAUUCAAUUUGUUCAACAUGUUUCAAAGCUGCAAGAAUAUCUGCGAUACUCAUUGAUGAUGGGUUCGAGUUGGACAAAAAGCAUAACAUAGAUUGGCACAAAAAAUUUGUUCCCAUUGUUGGUAGAAUAUUGAGAAUCGAACGUUUAGCAGAGAAUAUUCUUGAUGAAGAUUUUCAAGGUGGAUCUUCAUGGACACUGGAUGCAUUCACAGAAACAUUUAUUCAGAAGUUGAAAUCAUUGGCUCAUGACAUAUAUGGACUGAAAAGUAUAGCGGCGUAUCGUAGUGGUCUACGAAUCAAUGUGAAUGUCUCGAGGAAAGAUGCUGAGGAUGGUCUCGUUGACGUUUUACAAGGUGGAAAACCUGUUCGAAUAGCGAACAAAAGCCUCAUCGACUAUAUUUUCGUUCGAAGUUUGGAAGUUGCUCAACAGUUCAACCUGCCAAUGCAGAUACAUACUGGAUUAGGAGACAAAGAUCUAGAUUUGCAGCUAGCCAAUCCCCUUCAUCUUCGGUCUGUUCUGGAGGAUAAGAGAUUUUCCAAGUGUUGCAUAGUUUUGUUACACGCAUCCUACCCGUUCUCAAAGGAAGCGUCAUUUCUCGCUUCUGUUUAUCCUCAGGUUUACCUUGACUUUGGAUUGACAAUUCCUAAGCUUAGUGUUCAUGGGAUGAUAUCUGCACUCAAAGAACUGUUAGAGCUUGCUCCAAUUAAAAAGGUGAUGUUCAGCACGGAUGGAUCUGCCUUUCCUGAAACCUUCUAUUUAGGUGCAAAGAAAUCAAGGGACGUCGUCUUAUCUGUUCUACAGGAUGCUUGUAUUGAUGGUGAUCUCUCAAUUUCUGAGGCUGUUGAAGCUGUGAAUGAUAUGUUUUCACAAAAUGCCAUGAAAUUGUACAAGAUUAACCUGAUGACAGAGAGUUCCAUGUCAAAUAAUUCAACAUUUUCUAUUCCUUCGAUGAAGACCAACGUCGUGCAAGAAGAUGCCAAGCUUGUUCGAAUUAUUUGGGUUGAUGCUUCAGGACAACGGAGAUGCCGUGCCGUUCCCUUUAAGCGGUUCAAUGAUGUCGUUACAAAGAAUGGGGUUGGUUUAGCUUGUGCCGCUAUGGCAAUGUGCUCUUAUGCUGAUUGUCCAGCUGAUGGGAGUAAUCUUACUGGUGUGGGUGAGAUCAGACUGCUACCAGAUUUAUCAACCAAAUGGACAGUUCCUUGGAACAAGCAGGAGGAGAUGGUUUUGGGUGACAUGUAUCUUAGACCUGGUGAAGCCUGGGAAUACUGUCCGAGGGAAGCCUUGCGUAGAGUCUGUAGAAUUCUGAAAGACGAAUUCGACCUGGUAAUGAACGCAGGGUUCGAAACCGAGUUUUUCCUAUUGAAAAAGGCAGUUAGAGAUGGAAAAGAAGAUUGGGUGCCAUUUGAUUCAGCACCGUAUUGUUCGUCAUCGUCGUAUGAUGCUGCCUCUCCUUUUCUUCACGACGUAGUUGCUGCCUUGAACUCGUUGAAUAUUACUGUGGAACAGGUGCAUGCAGAAGCUGGGAAAGGUCAAUUUGAGUUUGCUUUGGGGCAUACUGUUUGUCUCAAUGCUGCUGACAACUUAGUUUACACGCGUGAAGUGAUUAGGGCUACUGCCAGGAAGCAUGGACUGUUGGCAACAUUUAUGCCCAAGUACGCACUGGAUGACAUUGGUUCUGGCUCCCAUGUGCAUGUCAGCUUGUGGCAGAAUGGUGAAAAUGUUUUCAUGGCGUCUGAUGGUUCUUCUGAACAUGGAAUUUCAGCUGUUGGGGAGAAGUUCAUGGCUGGGGUUUUACAUCAUAUUUCAUCAAUUUUGGCAUUUACAGCUCCAGUUCCGAACAGUUAUGAUCGUAUACAACCCAAUACAUGGAGUGGCGCCUACCAAUGUUGGGGAAAAGAAAACAGAGAAUCUCCACUUAGAACUGCUUGUCCACCUGGGAUUUCGGAUGGUUUAGUGAGUAACUUCGAGAUCAAAGCGUUUGAUGGUUGUGCAAAUCCGCACUUGGGUGUAGCCGCUAUCGUUUCUGCUGGAAUAGAUGGCCUUCGGAACAAUCUUCAGUUGCCUGAACCAGUUGAUACAAAUCCUGAUAGCCUGAGUUCAAAGCUUCAAAGGUUGCCUCAAUCGCUUUCUGAAUCUUUGGAAGCUCUGGAAAAGAACAAUAUCUUGACAGAUUUUAUAGGCGAAAAGUUGGUGGUUGCCAUAAAAGCAAUUCGGAAGGCAGAAGUGGAGUACUACUCAAAGCAUCAGGACGCGUACAAGGAACUUAUACAUCGCUAUUAAGGACCGACUCACGCCAACACCUUCGAGAUUUACAAUCUUGGUGUUAAGUGAUAUCUUUGCAAAGAUUUGUGUUAUAAGGUCUUGAUUGCUUUCCUUCCACUUGUAUUACUAAACUGUUUAUCUUUCGUCAAUAAGGAACAUCUCUAGAAUAACUGUUUUUGAAAUAUUAUAUGACUUGCUAAGUCAUAUAUCUAAAUGUAUGUGCAUUCUACAUUUGGUGAAUAAAGGGGAUGAAAGUUCAAUAUG